AUUAUACAUCCAUGGUGCGGGUGCUGCUGGGCCCCUGUACUGCGCCGCGCCCCCGUCAAUGCUGCUGUCUGUCUGCAGCAACUACACACCUGCCAGCGGAAAGACGGGGCAAGGAUAAACUAGCCGACACUGCAGCCCCAUUAGGCUGGUGUUUUUCACUUAAAUAACUGGUUGGGGAACCGCACUGGAAGCGCUUUGUAACAAUCGCUUGCUAUCAGCUAGCGUUAAAUGUGGUACUAUCAUGCAACAGUGGUACUGUCACGCAACAGCUAACAUAUGAAGUUAGCUAGCUAGCUAACGUGAAGUGCUGCUAGUGAUGGCUGUGGUUUUGAAAAUAUUCUGUUUGCCGUUACGUUGUAGCUAGUUCAGCGUAGAUUAAUUUAAAAUUCACUUAACUCCUUCACGUUAGUGCAGUGGCCAUAAUACUAGUUAUCGGGCUAACCAGUUAAAGUACCACGUCUUAUCAUUUACGUUAGCUAAAACAACUCAUCUAGCUAACGUUAACUUAACGUAGCCAACGUUAAUUUAACGUUAGCCAACUAGCUAGCUAACGUUAGCGUCAUACUGCCCAACUCUUUUUUCAAUCAUUUGCAGUUUUGUGAGUCAGAGAAGGAUCAUUUAAGCGGAGUCUGGGGCCAAACCCGUGUAAAGGGUUGAACCCGAUACUUAAGUUAGGUCACAUUUACCUAGGUUAACUGCCCCACCUAAUAACUGACAGGAAACGUAAAGUUCAUCGAUCGUUGGUCCAGAUAGCAUUUACAAGAUAUUACCUGUUUGCUAGUUAACCUCCACUUUUGCACAGGAAUUAAAACUUUAUGCUGAUCACAAAAACAUUACUUUACCUUAUUAGUCAUUUCCCAGUCAGAAACUUCUACGUGGAGACGGUUAAGCUUAGUAAAUUAUCAUUUUUAGCCCGGAGAAAAGUGUCACCCAGUUUGUAGUAAGCAUGGCUCCUAAAAAGAGACCAGUGCCCUUAAACAUUGCUCCUACUGGCGAUGGGCUAUCCACCUCCACCAACACUGAUGUUGCAUCUGAGGCCAAUUUAGAAGCACUUAAAAAAAUAUUGGCAGAGUUGGACCUGGAUGAACAGCAGAAGAAAAGGUUAGAAGCUUUCCUUACCCAGAAGGCCAAGGUGGGCGAGAUGAGAGACGAUGAUUUCCAUCGUAUCUGUGAGCUGGGUGCAGGCAAUGGAGGAGUCGUCAAUAAGGAAUGCCACAAACCUUCAGGAAUAAUCAUGGCCAGAAAGCUCAUUCAUCUUGAAAUUAAACCUGCUAUCAGAAACCAGAUCAUCCGAGAGCUUCAGGUGCUGCAUGAGUGUAACUCUCCCUACAUUGUGGGUUUCUAUGGAGCAUUUUAUAGCGAUGGAGAGAUCAGCAUCUGCAUGGAACACAUGGAUGGUGGCUCUCUGGACCAGGUGCUGAAAGAAGCAAAGAGGAUCCCUGAAGAGAUUCUGGGCAAAGUCAGCAUUGCUGUUUUGAGAGGCCUUGCCUACUUAAGAGAAAAACACCAAAUCAUGCAUAGAGAUGUGAAGCCUUCAAACAUACUGGUGAACUCGCGUGGGGAGAUCAAGUUGUGUGACUUUGGUGUAAGCGGGCAGCUCAUAGACUCUAUGGCCAAUUCCUUUGUUGGAACAAGAUCCUAUAUGUCGCCUGAGAGAUUGCAGGGAACCCACUAUUCUGUGCAGUCAGAUGUGUGGAGUAUGGGGUUGUCCCUUGUAGAGCUGUCAAUCGGACGCUUCCCCAUCCCUCCUCCAGAUGCUAAAGAACUGGAGGCCAUAUUUGGACGUCACAUCUUGGAUGGUAGUGAGAGAGAGACGCACAGCACUUCACCCAGACCCAGACCACCGGGGAGACCUGUCAGCGGUCAUGGUCCUGCAAUGGCCAUCUUUGAACUACUAGACUACAUAGUAAAUGAGCCCCCUCCCAAAUUACCACAUGGCGUCUUCACCUCUGAUUUCCAGGACUUUGUGACAAAGUGUCUCAUCAAAAAUCCAGCAGACAGGGCUGACUUGAAAAUGUUGAUGAACCAUACGUUUAUCAAGCGGUCUGAGGCGGAGGAGGUAGACUUCGCUGGCUGGCUUUGUAAAACCAUGGGGAUGAACCAACCUGGAACUCCCACGCGCACUGCAGACUGAACACACACUCUCAACACACUCACGCACACAGUAUGCACAUGCAACAACAUGGAGAAGCUGCUGCCUAGAACCUUACAUCCACACACACACCUUGUUUGCCACAUCCCUCCCUCAGGUGAACCUCUGAAGUCUCCAUAUAUCAAAUGAACUCUACUGACAUGUAAGCCAGUUGAUCACAUGCUAGGAAAGAUACCUUUUGUGGAAAGUCGGUACACAGGGAUUCUGUUAUCCAUAAAAAUGUUCUCUCCUACAACAUAAUUUAUCUGAAUGUUAGUGACAACAUAGAGAACAUGGUCAUUGCUAAUUUGUGUUAAGUUCAAUUCAGGAUUUUGGGCCAUUAAAUUUCUUAUUUGGAGACUAACAAACUUAUAGCUGCUAGAUUGGAAUCCUACUAUGAAAUGUUAGCCUUUGCAUUUGAAUUUGUCACCGUUAUUACAACCAUGCCAAGUGUUCAGUACUGCCGUACUAUUUUGUUCAGCCUCACCCACCAUCCUGCAGUCAUACAGACUGAACAUACUGUAUGAAAACUGGAAAACAUAUCCCUCAACAGAAAAUGAAAAUGCAUGUAAUAGCUGUGUAAUUUUCUAAUGUGUCUUUUAAUUCUGCUUUUCAGUUUGUCUGAAUUUCUCAGAAGUGUUGCUGAGGUUUACAGCACGAGUGUGUCAAUCCCAGUUAUUACAGUCAUGGUUAAGCAUCAGUACAUGUGUACAGGCAGAUACAUAUAUGAAUUUGUUUUUAUAUGUGUUAUGCAAACACAUUGAGAAAUGUAAGAAUACCUUUAUUUUACUAAACAAGUCGGGUGUGUCUGUGUUAGAAGAGAUGAUUUGAGUCUAGGACGUUUUUAGCAUUUGUUGACGUGACUUAUUUCUGCAAAUUUUGAGAUGCCUUGAGGUGAAGUACAAUGUUUAAAACAUUUUAGCAUGACCCUCAUGUCAUGUCAAAUAUAAAAAAAAGUUACAACCUUAAAUGCACCCUCUGCUCCCUCCUGUAUGUUGGGGUUGUUAACUUCCUCAGCAUCCUCUGCUUGUUCUGGUACCAUUAGCUUCAGGUUAACUAUGCUGGGGCAAAGGCUGGACAGUACCUUCUGUAUUGAGACUGUUUGCUCUUGAGCAAGCUGCAUCGUGACUCAGUGAUCAGUCUGAGUGGAAACAAAUGGUUAUUUCUUUGUAUUUGCUGUAAUGUAAACAACAGGACAUGGAUUUGCCAUUGAAGUGCAUCCUGUUAUGGCAGGAUUAGGGCAUUUCGCUCCUUUGUUUUGUUCUAUUUGGGGAACCUCCUUUAACUAACGGUUUAAACAUAUAAAUGUUUUUAUGGUAAAAUCAUCGAGAGCUUUGUCUUUAUGAAGUCGUAAUUGUCAAUAAAUGGUAUGUAUUGUAA
Messenger RNA from Siniperca chuatsi (mandarin fish), 3511 nucleotides. It is a transcript of the gene map2k2b, whose product is annotated as mitogen-activated protein kinase kinase 2b. The transcript is spliced from 11 exons. Gene Ontology annotation, biological process: protein phosphorylation. The record is from RefSeq and is a predicted model, not a curated record. The coding region runs from base 947 to 2134 and encodes 395 amino acids. Gene Ontology annotation, molecular function: ATP binding; protein kinase activity. NCBI's taxonomy places the organism in Eukaryota, Metazoa, Chordata, Actinopteri, Centrarchiformes, Sinipercidae.